UGAUGAGCAGCCGCCGAUAGCCAACCGACGGGACCGCCAACCUGCCUAGCCAACCAGCAUUCGUUUUCAGAUUUAUCUUACAAAGUCUUCUCAAUUCUCAAUCCCCAUACAAAUGUGAUGGAAGAUGGAAAAUGGCAGUCUCGAGAGUUGAGAACGAAAAAAAAUGUGAAUCAAACAUUAAAAUUCUAGUGUUGGUUUAAAAGCAAAUAUUUUGAUAAUUAUUCUUCGAAUAAUUCAGUGAGAGUUUAUACGUUUUAUCAAUCUGUAACGUUAUCUACAGAAACCGUAUGUUUUUGCAAUUUUUCGCAUAAAAACAAAUACGGAAUACUCCUCCAUUUGUCAUAUUUAAUUUUUCCAUUUCUUUUUUGUCCUCGUUUUUAUUACAAAAAAUUUAUUAGCGAUUAAGGAAUAUUUAAAAAUUAUUCAUGUUGCAAUCGCAGUAGUAUGUUGACUAGUGAAUGGUAACAAUGACACCCAGACGAGCAGAGGAGCCUUCGAUCAAAAGAGUUGCUGCAUUUGGUUGUAGAUUACCGACUCGAUUACCUGCAGGUGAAAUCCUUACCGAUAUAACACAGAAACAAUGGAAACUUGGCAAUACGAUUGGGUGUGGUGGUUUCGGCGACAUUUACUUAGCUUCCAACAAUAUUCACGAGAACGUUAGUGAUAAUGCCGAAUACGUCAUCAAGAUCGAGCCUCACAACAAUGGGCCUCUCUUUGUGGAAAUGAACUUUUAUAUCCGUGCUGCCAGAAAACAAAUGAUCGAUGGUUGGUGCGAGUCUCAAGGAAUCGAAAGAAUUGGUGUGCCAACGCAUGAGGGUUCAGGAUCUCACGUUUACCAAGGAGAACGUUACAGAUUUCUUGUUAUUCCUCGAUAUGGUACUGAUGUUGGUAAAUUAUUUUUAUCACGUGGUCGCAAACUUCCGAUGAAAGUCGUCAACGGUCUUGCUAUUCAAAUGUUGGAUGCCUUGGAAUACAUUCAUAGUCGAGGAUACGCGCAUUCGGAUGUCAAAGGGUCAAACAUAAUGUUAGAUCUCGAUGACCAAGAUUUGGUCACGGACAAUUUUCGUGCCUAUUUGGUUGAUUACGGACUGGCAUAUCGUUUCCGGACACGCGCUGGAUCUCACAAACCUUUCGUACAUGACGAAAGACGAGCUCACGAAGGAACUCUCGAAUUCACUUCUCGCGACGCUCACGAUGGCACUCAUUCGAGACGAGGAGACAUGGAAACUUUAGGAUAUAAUUUGUUACAAUGGCUGUGCGGAAGAUUGCCAUGGGAACAAGAGACCGGUGGAAUGGCAACUUCGAUCAAUCCGGAAGAGGUGCAAGCUCAAAAAGAAAUAUUUCUUUCCGACAUACCGUUACUUAUGCGAGAAUGUUUUCCUAAAAAGAAAAAACCUCCCGCUGCUAUCAUGACGUAUAUGAAAUACAUAGCGGCUUUAGAAUUCGAAGAGAAACCGAAUUAUACUAGUCUGCGAAAUUUAUUUCGACUGGAUAACGACGAAAAAAUAUCCAAGUCGAUCCAUGCCAAGCGGAUUCCGGAUGAAAAUAUGUCAGCUUUCCAACCAUUCAAAAUGCCUUACUUGAGAGAAAGGCGCCCUUGCAAACCAGUUAAUGGAGAAGGUAGAAUUACGAGAAAUACACCUGCUGCGCCCAUAGAAAAAACAAAUUUCAGUUGGGAACAAGUUUUGGCGCGUCAUCCUGACAAACUUGCUAAAGUAAACCCACAACCAAAUUCAUCGCCUCUCACACCUCCACCUUCGCCACCUCCGCCCUCUUUACCAACUUACGCUAUGCUCGAUGUGAUGCGACGAAUGAGAGACAGACAAGCUGGCAUUUAUAGACAAAAAAGCAAAUCAACAGAAAGAUUUUAUGGCAAGGGAAAGAUUGAAGUCGUUCCUGACUUCGUUGUAGGGUUCACAUUCGAUUAUGAUACCAAAUUAAAAUGGAUGACACCAGCUAUGGAGGAAGUAGCACGAUUAAGACAGAAAACUCUCCUGCAAUCGUCAAACGAGUCAUCCAAAGUCACAUCGCACGGAACAAUGCAACCACUGACACGUUCACGAGUAGCACAUUUAAAGAGACUCGGGAGUGGUGUACAAAUUCAGAGAGAUUCAUCGGAUGUGUACCCUCGCAAAGGAGCUCAAAAGAAAAAGAAAUCAUCGUCCCACUGAAUCAACUGCCAAGACAGGAGAAAACGUUGCGGAAACAUUCGAGACAUAUUCGUUGCAUCAAUUGCAAAAUCAAAAUUGCAAUGACAUAACGUGAAUUGUCGAUCCUCCAGCAAACAAUUUCAAACUCAAUUCCACGUGAGCGGCUUAAUAAUAAUAUAGAAGAAAAUAUAUUAAUUUAUCAGCAACUUUUCUAAGUUGUUUUCAUGUCGAUGUCUAUGGAAAUGCAUACAGCAAAAAAUCUACAUAUACGAAUAUCAUCUUUUGAAAAUGCUGAAAAUUUUCAAAUAACGUGAUAAUUAUAAGAAAAAAACGGGCAGUUACAUGCAGCUUAGUUAAUGAAAAAUCUUUGCCCGAUACAUGUGGUGUUGAACCAUUUUUCAUAAGACUGUUUGUUCGUCGCUGCAAUUAUUUUAUUUAUUUAUUAUUUCUCACCACAAAUGUAUAUAUUCUUAUGCGACCGAAUUAAGGUAUUCCGUUUGCAGAAAGCCAUAUUUUAUGGGCAUACAAGUAGAACUUCCGAGAAUCGCUAAUAAAUUACAAUGAACCCCGAUGAACCACGAAUUGAAAGGAUUAUCACAAUUCCUAUAAUGAAGGCGAUUUGGAAAUUUCCAGAUUGGCUUUUUACAAUAUAUUGUUCAACUUUUCAACUGGAGAACAAUUGAAAAUGAUUCAAACGUGAGCGAAAACUAGUAAAAAUUACGGAAUAACAUUUGCAAAAUUGAUUGUAGCAUCGUGCAAAGGUUGUUCUGCAAUUCGUCUACUAAUCACAGUUGACGAGGUCUUGUGAAUAUUUUUCUCAUAUAUUUCGGUGAUAUUUCUUUUUUUUCUCCGUCGAAUGAUUUAAUUUUUUUUGUAUGCAUCAAGUAUUUUGUAUAAAAUGUCUAGAAUUUUUUGAUAUAUGAAUCGUAAAAUAGAAAUGGAGGAACGGGUUUUGAUAAGAUGCCGUUGGAUGCCACGAUUUUUGUGUGAAACUCGAUAUUUCACCAACUUAGUGGAGUGUAUAUUCACUUCCGACGAUUUCAAAAUAUUCGAGUUUACAAAAGGAAUACCUUAAUUAAUCUAUUUCGCCUAAUAUUAAUCUGGCAAAAUCCUGAAUAACGAUUCGAGUAUUCAUUAAAUCAUUGUUACGAUUCAGUAUUCAUUAAAUCAUUGACUUCCUUGUUCGAAAUAUUCUGAACAAUUUCUAGAGACUGCAAAAAAAGUCAAAUUCGCGACGACAAAAUUUACAGAUAUUACUCAAAACGUUCUAUCACAAAGGAAAAAGUGAUUAACCCUAUCAAGUAAAUUAGGAUAAGAAAAACUUCCAUCGGAUAAUAUUCCUGUCGUUUGAUAAACUCUUUUUGUCCUUUUCAACAUACCUUUGGUUGAACGAAAUAUCGUUUGUAAUCCCAACUGUAAAUCUCUUUAUAUUAUACGACGAAAUUGAUGCUUGAGUUUCUCAAUGGAUCGCUGAUGUGAUCGAACGUCUGGCUUUAUUCAAUAAUCUUUCACCAGUACGUCAAUCUCGCCCCUUCGCUAUCGAUGGGCAUCGUAAAAUACUCUGAAAGUGAGGAAGAAACUAAUUAUCUAUUCGUUAAUUUCUUGUAAUAGUCAUGACUUUUUGAUGUAUAUACACCACUACGUGAAAUUAUGAAUCAUAUAUGUAUCGAGCAAUGUCGAUCUCUCGCUUUUCAAAUUAUACAUUUGCUUGUGUAUAUUAUAAUAUAUACAUAUAUACACACAUUUAUGAAUAUAUUUUUUGUGAUAAUUAAUUUGUAUUAUAUUUAUAAUAAUGUAAUUGUGCCUAUGUGUGCUUUAACAUAUAGAGAAAAGUGAGAAUUCGCGCGAAAUGAACAAAAUAAAAAAAAUUAAUUUACAAAAACAUAAUUGAUGAAGAUGGUUAUUCUAACCCUUGUUUUCCUAUCAAUUUAGACUUUAAUCGAAAUUAAAAACUACUUUUUAAAAACUGCAGUAUCAUUUUGAAUAAUUUCUCACUCAUCAGAUAUCAUCGACCUGCUUUCUCUCGGGAAGAGAGCGGUAGUCACAAAGAAUUCUGAAUAAUACGCUUGGACUAAUAAGAAAAUGCUCGAUUCGACAAUCUAUUAUUCAUCGAUUAUCUACGCAUUCGCGAAGAAAUACACCUAACAACUUCACUUGUCUACUAAAGAUCGGGAUCAUUGUUAGCGAUCAGUGUUGGUAGGUUUUCGACAUGUUCGAUAACACGUUCGCAUAAGCACAGAAAAUCGAUCGGUCGUGUGUAAAAAUUUCUCGUAUUCAAGAGUGAAAAUUGAACUAGUUGACAAUUGACAUAAGAAAUGUAUCGUUCGCGAAUAAAAGUGGAUGCGAAAAAAAUAUCAGCUUCUUAUUUUACUGAUUUUUAGAUAUUUGUAUGGUCGAAGGACAAUUCUUGCAUGAAUAAUAUGUAUAUACCUACAAAUAUACCAUGUGACCAGUGCAUCGUAGCAUUGAGAAUUAUCAACGCCGCGACUUGCCGCGUUGCGAUCGACGUUCUACCACCAACAUCUGAGCUCAUUUCUCGGCGUCGUAUUUGACACAUCAAAUAUCGGAGCAUAAUAUUUCAUCGUUUGUAGAUUGUUCUGAGAGGACGUUUUCGGCGGAAAUAAAGUGGGGCCGGGAUCAAGUAAAUUUUCUUCGACUUCCGGUUCUGUGAACUCGAGUUUUCUCCGCGGGAGGUCAUCGCGUCUCGCUGUUUUUCGGGGUUUCAUCGGUGCCUUCGGGACUUCCGGUGAAGCUUUCGGAUUUUCCGGUGUUGUCAAAGAAUUCGAUCGAACAACCUCCACAAAAAAUCCAUCAGGCUAUUCAAAAAUUUACUCUUAAUCGUAAAAUGUUCCACUUUUUUUUAUACAUUCAAAUUAGCCAGUACACUCGAUUGUCUUACAAUGUAUCUAUUUAUAUUUAAACAACAAUUUGGAUUUAUCCUUGUAAAUGAUUCAAUGACCAAAAAAAUCAACUUUUAUCCGUGAAAUGUACCGAUAUUUCUUCAAAUAAAAAUUCGAAUUCGCAA
Molecule: messenger RNA, 5175 nt
Organism: Venturia canescens
Lineage: Eukaryota; Metazoa; Arthropoda; Insecta; Hymenoptera; Ichneumonidae
Product: serine/threonine-protein kinase VRK1-like
Exons: 12
Coding region: 459-2171 (570 amino acids)
Biological process (GO): peptidyl-serine phosphorylation; signal transduction
Cellular component (GO): nucleus; cytoplasm
Molecular function (GO): protein serine/threonine kinase activity; ATP binding
Source: RefSeq, a predicted model, not a curated record